This is a messenger RNA of Thyridium curvatum, 2142 nucleotides long. RefSeq lists its product as uncharacterized. The coding region runs from base 1 to 2142 and encodes 713 amino acids. Lineage: Eukaryota; Fungi; Ascomycota; Sordariomycetes; Thyridiales; Thyridiaceae. The transcript has 4 exons. The record is from RefSeq and is a predicted model, not a curated record.
AUGUCGGAUAGUCAUCAAUCUGACGGUCCAGUCGACCGUCACAUCUCGCUUGAGGAGCAGCUUGAGGAUGCUCAUGAGCGUAUUCAGUUGUUGGAGAAUGUGGAACAGAACCACACUUUGCAGCUUCAUGCCCAGCAGCAUGACCUGAACCGACUUCAAAAUGAGCUUGAAGACGCCCAGGCAAGGGUGAACCAACUUCAAGCCGAUCUGGCACAGGCUCAACAACAGCUGGCUGACCAAGACGGCCAAGGACGCCGGCGGCCCACCGAGCGAACUUGGUACAGUAAACUGCAUGAGGGGUGGGAGUGGAAUGUGGUCUUCAAGUAUGCCCAAGGCGAAGAGAACAUGUCGACGAGGAUUGAUGUCCGCCAUCCCGACGUGACCUUUGUUGAUCGCACCGAGGCCGUCCUCGACUUCGCAGAGUACCAAGGGGGCAUCGAGGAGCCAGUGAGCGACGCAGAGUCUCUUGGUAAUCCAGAGUCUUUAAUGAUCGAAUCUCCUGUGGACAACGACGCCUCGCCACCCUUUGAUGCGAUCUCUCUCGAUCCAGAGAUCGAGACCUCAAAGGGCCCGGACUUUAAUGACCUCCCCGCCAAUUGCCUGGGCCGAGUUCUCGAGCUGGUUCUUUUUCAGAAGUACAAAUUGGUCCACUGCCUCAGCCGGCUCGACUCUUUCGACCCUCUUGACCGCGAUGCAAGGCCCCCUCCCGACAGCGAGUACUUCCUUGGCCUCCACGCCUUCUACGGCCUCAAUACCUUUGCCUUCAGCAGCCUAGGAGAGCUCGGCCGGUUUUGCACCGGCAUCAACACCCACCGGGUCCAGCGCAUACAGCAUAUUGAGUUGCUCUGGCAGGGCAACUAUUUCCUCGUCAAUGAGCGCCACAUGGAGAAACGUCGUCGCGGUAAAAUGGAGGCAUGGCGAUCCAAGCGCACCGAGAAGCUCGACCAUCUCGCCGAGAUGAAACGUUUGAAGACCAUGGUCAUCUUCAUCGACGAGAACCGGACCAGACGCAUCUACGAACCUAACUGCGUUCAGGACCUUCAUGAGAAAGAAACCCGGGGCCACCCAAACUAUCGACCGCUCCGGAACAUGCGUACUCUUUCAGGCCUGGACAAUGUUCUUGAGCUGCGCGGGUUGUCGUACGUCAGACUCUAUGACACCAGCGCCGGCGAGGAGAGCGGAGGGCAGAGAGUGCCUAUUUGGGACUGGUCAUUUCAAGAGCAUGUCACUCGCGUCGUCACGCAGCACAAACUCCCCAACCGCCAAGCCGCAGCCGAACUUACAAGGCUCGCUCCUCUGUUCCCGGUCGUCGCUACCAACAAUGACGACGACGAUCUCUACACUCCUACUGAUGACGAUAUGGCGGUCGUCUUGAGAUGGUACAGCGAGGAGACUCAAGGACUGAACACCGGCAAUGUCGCGCCAGGAGACCAUAACGAUGAACCCCCUAGUGAUGACACACACAGUGUGUCCAUUCCAGACUCUGAGGAUGAAAUGCCUCUGUCAGAGCCUGAUUCUGACAACCAUAUGAAUCUCGACGAUACGGACUCAGAUGACGAUAUUAGAGGGAUUUCCGACGAUGCCUCGCAGCACUCGAGCUCAGAUGGCGACAGCAGUGGUGAUGACAGCGAUGACUCUCGAUUUCAUGGUGUCCGGCAGAAACAACUCAAGGAUCUGACCAGCAUCCAGUUUGGUGAGAGUGGCUCGUUCGUCUUCAAACGCGAAUCAUCGAUGUGCUCGACUUUCAAUUUUGACAUUGAGGGCGUCCCAAGUCGAAGCCUCUCUCCCUUUAUGAACCCUUCUGCAGCCUCAUCCCCUCUGUCUCUGUUCCGAGCGGAGAGCGAGUCUAUGUUCGUAACCCCUGAACCUGAGAGUGGUGGCGUCAUAGAUCUCACAGAGGAUGAGAACGAAUCAGUUGCGACUGACAUCAAGAGACUGUUCUCAGUCUCGUCUGAGGACGAUACGAAUGGUUCGGUCUCCACUGAAGCCAAGAGGCACUUCUCGGUCUCUUCCUCUGAGGAGGAUGGAGACGACGGAGACGGAUACUCUGGACGACACAAGCGUUUCCGGACCGACUCGGUAAUCCACAGCUCGCAGGAAGAAGUUGACGCGGAGCGUUUCACCUCGGAGCCGUGGAAUUGA